UAUGCCAAACUCAAAAAAGAAAAGAUCUGUUACCAGUUUUGGAGAAUUUUUAAAAGAUAAAAGACAAAGCCUUAAGGACGGAGGAAUGUCCGAAGAGGAAGUUAUACAAAUCCUGCUAUCUGAAUUUAAGAAGCUAUCAGAAGAAGAAAAAGAAAAGUAUGAAGAACGGGCGAAGGAGUCACGUAGAAUUCUGCAACAGCGUCAACGAAACAAACGAGAGGCAGAAUUUCAAAAGAGGAGAGACCCAUUUGAAGUAAUCCAAGAAACUUUCGUGCAAGAUAUAACAGAUAUGGGAGAUAAAUUCACCUCUAAAACUGAUGUUAUGAUGACAAAAUUCUAUUUAAUUAAUUUCCAAAUUCUCUGUCACAUGGAGGAAGCCCACGAAUCACAUCAAACAGGACAUAUACCUCUGGAAAUUGGCUUACUAGAAUUUACUUUGAAAGACGGAAUUACUAAUCAAUAUCAUCAAUUCGUCAAAUUGGAGGAUAUACCUUAUGGAAUUAGUUCAUAUGCACUGGCACAUAGUGAAAUUCACAAAAUACCGAUUCUCCCAUGUAAAUUUGGAACCAGCAAUUACGAAAAAAUUACUGAGAAAAUUAUGAACAUGGUCCAAUCUAAAGAUAUGAUAUUUACUCUGGCUUCAAACGAAUUUUGGGAUUUCAGAAGCGUUCAAAAUUCGCUCAAUUGGAUUUUUCAGCAAGUGAAUCAGGAAAACCUGGGUAACCUAAAAGAAUUGGCUCGACUCUUUCAAUUUCUAAUAACCUUUGCUGAACCUCAUUUAAAACCUUCAGUUCAGGAUUGUAUUUUUAAAUUGUCUGAUAGUAAAUACGAAUACAAGCCGGAUACUUAUUGUUACUAUCAUUGUGAAAUAGAUACAAUUCACUGUGCACUCGGAUCAGUUCGCCGUUGGGCCUACUCUCUAUUUGAAACAUUAUGCCCUCUGUAUGGUUGCGAAAUAACCAAGAAUCAUAUAUUAAUUGCCUAA
Messenger RNA from Dimorphilus gyrociliatus, 985 nucleotides. The record is from the annotation of a GenBank genome assembly. NCBI's taxonomy places the organism in Eukaryota, Metazoa, Annelida, Polychaeta, Dinophilidae.